ACAGAUCCUAGAGCAGCGUGAAUGGCAUUAACAAAGGAUUCAUUUGAACGGAUUAAGUGGCUUAUCACAGCUGCCUGGUGGCUGAUGGCUGUUUUUUCAGCCCUAGAAGCUGAUGGGGGAGGAUAUGCAUACCUUGAGCCAUGUGGGGGACAGGAGUGUUCACUUUGUCAGUGCUUUCCAGAAAAAGGAUCAAGAGGUCAGCCUGGUGAUCUGGGAGCUCAAGGUCCAAUUGGGUCCUUGGGAUCUACAGGACCAGCUGGUCUACCAGGGGAAAAAGGACAGAGAGGUGAGAAUGGGCAGCCUGGGCCAGCUGGAGAAAAAGGUGAUAAGGGCCCAACUGGAGUCCCAGGGUUUCCUGGCUUAGAUGGUGUUCCUGGGUUACCAGGAAGUGAAGGACCCAGGGGCAAGCGUGGUCCAGAUGGCUGCAAUGGCUCAAGAGGAGAUCUGGGAUUUCCAGGCGAAAAUGGUUAUGUUGGACCAAGAGGUCCUUAUGGAAAUCCAGGACAAAAAGGAGAAAAGGGAAAUUCAGUGUAUGUAUCAUAUUUUGGAAAAGGACCUCCAGGAGACAGAGGUGAUCCUGGCCCCCCUGGCAUGCCUGGACCUAGAGGGUCAAGAGGUACAAGGGGCCCGUCCGGAUACCCAGGCCACCCAGGCUUGCCUGGUAUUCCAGGGUACCCUGGCUUGCCGGGUGAACAGGGAAACCCAGGUAUUGGAGUGGAUGGACAAAAGGGGGAGCCGGGCGAUGUUGGACUUCCUGGGCCACCUGGGACACCACUGUUAGUUGGACCUCCAGGAGCUCAGCUGUUCAAAGGAGAAAAGGGCCAAAAAGGACUUCCUGGGGUGUCAGGACAGAGAGGGCCACGUGGACCCAAAGGUACGCUUGGGAGAGGGGAGAAGGGUGAAAAAGGCAUUCCUGGAUUCCCUGGAUUGCGGGGUAAUCCUGGCUCUUAUGGACCUGCUGGCUUUCCUGGAAUGAAGGGGGAAACAGGAUUUGCUGGUUUUCCUGGACAGCCUGGCUAUCCAGGCAUACAGGGGGAUCCAGGAGAAAAAGGACCCCCAGGUCCUCCUGGAGCUGUUGGAACUCCACUUCUUCCCAUAAAAGGUCCACAAGGAGAUCCUGGGUUUCCAGGUCCUGCUGGUGACAUGGGGUCAGUUGGACCAGUCGGUCCUGCAGGCCGGCUGGGAAGACCAGGAGAUGACGGAACAAGUCUACCUGGCCUGCCAGGAGUGAGUGGGGCACCAGGACCUCAAGGUUUUCCAGGUGACCCUGGUUUCCCUGGAACAGGUGAAUCAAUCCCAGGAAGACCUGGAUAUCCUGGACCACCAGGCUUACCAGGACAGCCAGGAAGACAAGGCUUACCUGGACUACCCAGUGUAAUCUGUACUGAGAGAGGGAUCCCUGGAGGACCUGGAGCGAAGGGUCAGUUAGGCCUUCCAGGAAGAAAAGGUGCAAAGGGAGAAAAGGGAAAUCGAGGCCUCUGCUCAUGUACUGCUGGUCCUCCUGGUCCCCGUGGUGUGCAAGGACCUCCAGGUACUCCAGGAAAGAAAGGACAAAUGGGAUACCCUGGAAGACACGGAGAAAAGGGUGAUCCAGGCUUAUCUGGUGCAAUGGGAUCUCCAGGGCACCCUGGGCUACCUGGUUCUGCUGGGCAACAUGGUGAGAAAGGAGAGAAGGGUGAUCCAGGAAGAGUUAGAAUAAAAGGAAUAAAAGGAGAAAGAGGUCCUACUGGAGCUCCAGGAUUUCCAGGCCAAAGGGGCAAUGAUGGCAGAGAUGGGGAACUAGGAUUGCCUGGGGAAAAAGGAAAUGAGGGUGAUUCUGGACUACCACUGCCAGGUGAUAAAGGAUUUCCUGGAGUCCCAGGACUUCCUGGGGUAAAAGGACAGACAGGAUUGCCUGGCUUGGGGUUUCCUGGCCCUCCAGGACUCAGAGGCAGCCCUGGAGAUGUUGGUGAUACGGGUAAUGUUGGGCCACCUGGUCCAAAGGGCCAGAAAGGUGACACUGUCUGCAUUACUUCACCAUACCCUGGAAAUCCGGGUCCCCCAGGAUUUAAAGGUGUUCAAGGACCAAAGGGUUUAAAAGGACUCCCUGGUCAUCCGGGACCAAAUGGCUUUGAUGGACAAAAGGGCCAUCAAGGCAGGCCAGGAGCAGGAAUCCCUGGCCCAGAAGGCUUUCGAGGUGAAACUGGUGAUCCUGGUGAUGAAGGUGAAAGAGGCUCAAUAAUUGAUGGUAAACAUGGUCCUCCAGGUCCACCUGGUGUAGAUGGUCAGAAAGGUGUUCCAGGUGAUACCACAUAUGGUCCUCCAGGAAUCCCAGGCAAGAGGGGACUGCCAGGACCCCCUGGUGCACAAGGAGCAAGGGGUGAUCCAGGCGUUCCGGGGUUUCAAGGACAGCCUGGUACCCCAGGAUUUCCUGGUCCCAAAGGCUUCAGAGGCCCAGAAGGUGAUAGAGGAGCACCAGGCUGUCCAGGAUUCCCUGGUCCACCAUGUGACACAGGCUUACCAGGGCCACCGGGACUCAGAGGUGUCAUGGGCCUGCCAGGAUCUCAAGGCUUACCAGGCUUUAAAGGUCAGAGAGGAGAUAGAGGCCUAGCUGGGCCACCUGGAAUCAAAGGUCUCAGAGGCUCUCCUGGCUUACAAGGUCCCCCAGGUCCUCCAGGCUCCCGAGGACUUACCGGACUCCCAGGCAAUAGAGGACCACUUGGUUUCCCAGGACAAACAGGAAGCAAAGGAAUUCAAGGACCCCAAGGAUUCCCAGGACUCCCAGGAACACAAGGCCAAAUGGGAUUCCCUGGUGUAAAAGGUGAAGAAGGAAAAAUGGGUCCACCUGGGCCUAGUGGAGAAUGUGGGGAUAUGGGAUUAAAAGGUGAAAGAGGGCCUCCAGGAGACAGUGGCUGUGUGAACAUUCGUCUUGAGAAAGGACAGAAGGGGGAACUGGGGUUUCCUGGUGAGAAUGGACUUAGGGGUGAAAGAGGUGAAAAAGGCAGCACUGGUUUCAGAGGCACCCCAGGGUUUCCAGGGAAGAAUGGUGUCCCAGGAUUGCCAGGUGACCACGGUGACACUGGAGUGAUGGGGUUUCCUGGAUUCCAGGGUUUCCCGGGACCAAAAGGCUUGAGAGGAAUUGGAGGCUUUCAAGGACAACCAGGUGACCAGGGUGACAUUGGCUUGCCUGGAAUCCCUGGAAAUCCAGGACUGACUGGCCCAAAAGGGUCUAAAGGCAGGAGAGGUGACCCAACUCCUCUGCUUGGUGCACACGGUUGCAAAGGACCUCCUGGAGAUCCAGGAUUACCAGGACCCUGUGGAUUCCCAGGAGAAAAGGGCUCAGCAGGUAUCCAAGGACAACCCGGAAAACCAGGAUCCAAGGGUGACCCUGGAUACCCAGGAAUACCUGGAUUUCCAGGAGCUACAGGUCCUCAAGGAUUGCCAGGAGAACCUGGAGAGAAAGGGAAACAUGGGAUUUUGGGAGCUCCAGGAUUGCAAGGAUUAGCCGGACCCCAAGGCAGAAAAGGUCUUCCUGGACUGCCUGGUCUGGAUGGCUUGGAUGGACUAAAAGGUCGAAAAGGUUCUGCAGGAGCUCCAGGUCAAAGUGAAACAGGGCCUCCAGGAUACUCAGGAGAACUUGGACCAAAAGGAGACAGAGGUGAACCUGGAUGGCCUGGUAUUUCAAUUCCAGGCCCCCCUGGAGAACAGGGAUUCCCAGGAUUCCCAGGUAGAAGAGGACCAGCUGGACCCAUGGGACCUAUGGGAAGAUGUCCUGAUAGUGCUUCUCCUGGCCCUCCUGGUGAUCAAGGACCACCUGGUUUGGAUGGAAUCAGAGGUCACCCUGGGAACCCUGGACCUCCUGGAGAGACUAUCUUUGUGCGAGGAGAUCCUGGUGAUACUGGUUUCCCAGGGGCACCAGGUAAGCCUGGGCAGCGAGGGCAGCAAGGAGCCAGAGGUCUUCCAGGGAAGCAAGGAAGAGAAGGCCCAAAGGGUCCUAUGGGAAUCCAUGGCCCACAGGGUCCACCUGGUGCUACCGGAGAACAAGGAGACCAAGGUUUUCAAGGAAGACCUGGUCCCAGAGGUCCCACAGGUUUCACAGGUGACCCUGGUGAACCAGGAAAAACAGAUGAUUCCUGCCCUGCAAUCCCAGGGCCUCCUGGGGAGGCAGGGCAAAGAGGAGAGGAUGGCUCUGCAGGAUUACCAGGGCCAAUAGGCCACCCUGGGCCCCAAGGACGAAAAGGGGAAGAAGGGUCACGUGGCCUGCCAGGCCAGGAUGGCUUACCAGGGGCACCUGGGCCACCAGGUGACCAAGGAAACAGAGGAGAGCAAGGAUACACAGGGCCACAAGGUCCACCUGGCCAGACCGGUAUCCCAGGACCACCAGGCCCCCACAUUAGAUCUGCAAGUGGCUUCUUGCUUGUCCUUCACAGUCAGUCAGACAGAGAACCACUAUGUCCACAGGGGAUGCCUAAAUUGUGGGCUGGCUACAGUCUGCUGUACCUGGAAGGACAAGAGAAAGCUCAUAAUCAAGAUCUUGGCUUGGCAGGCUCUUGUCUGCCCGUGUUCAACACCAUGCCCUUUGCUUACUGCAAUAUCAACCAAGUCUGUUACUAUGCCAGCCGGAACGACAAGUCCUACUGGCUGGCCAGCGCUGCCCCCUUGCCCGUGACACCACUCUCAGGAGAGGAGAUUGAGCCCUACAUCAGCAGGUGUGCUGUGUGUGAGGCCCCGGCACAGGCAGUGGCGGUGCACAGCCAGGACCAGUCCAUUCCUCCGUGCCCCAUCAACUGGAGAAGCCUCUGGAUAGGAUAUUCCUUUCUGAUGCACACUGGGUCUGGUGAUCAGGGUGGUGGACAGUCCCUAAUGUCACCUGGAAGCUGCCUAGAAGACUUCAGAUCAGCUCCAUUCAUCGAAUGCCAGGGCCAGCGGGGGACAUGCCAGUUUUUUGCCAAUGAAUACAGCUUCUGGCUAACUACCGUGCUGCCCGAGCUGCAGUUUGCAGCAGCCCCCAGGUCAGGAACUCUCAAAGAAGGCCAAGAGCAGAGGAGAAAGAUCAGUAGGUGCCAGGUGUGCUUGAAGCAUGGCUAGCUAGUGAAACAGAAGUGGACAGCCAAAACUAGACUUGUCUAAGGAUGAACAUGUUACAGGUUUAAAGAUCAUUGAACAUAUUUGGAACCGUGCGACACUGCUCCUCUGGUUUGAAUGGAGGUACAGGACUGACAGCUAAAGUA
Messenger RNA from Dryobates pubescens (Downy woodpecker), 5210 nucleotides. RefSeq names its product collagen type IV alpha 4 chain (gene COL4A4). Gene Ontology annotation, molecular function: extracellular matrix structural constituent. NCBI's taxonomy places the organism in Eukaryota, Metazoa, Chordata, Aves, Piciformes, Picidae. The coding region runs from base 22 to 5067 and encodes 1681 amino acids. The record is from RefSeq and is a predicted model, not a curated record. The transcript is spliced from 47 exons. Gene Ontology annotation, cellular component: collagen trimer.